ACGUGAUCUAGCGACAUUAUCGAAGCUUAAAACGAAAAGUCGGAUCUGUUUUUCUUGGGUUUCGUUUUCUACGAGGAAGCAAAGCAAAAUAACAAUAACAGAGGAAGAAAGAAAAAUUCACAGUUUCACUUUCAGUUUCGCUCCGUAGAAAUGGCUUCGCUAUCGAGCUUCAUCGCUACGCCAAAGAAUCCUCAGACCCUCUUUCUCUCAGGUUCCUCAUUGAAACCAAUGGACAAAUGCUUCUUGAAAAUCAGCUCUGGUGAACACUUUCCAGGUUCCGCUUUUAGGGCUAAAUCAACACGAAACCAGCCACUUGUUAUUCGAGCUAGUGGUGAUGGUGGAAGAUCAACUAGUGGAAGUGUCUUUGUUGGUGGUUUUGUAUUGGGAGGACUAAUUGUUGGAGCAUUGGGUUGUUUAUAUGCACCUCAGAUAAGCAGGACACUAGCUGCUGCAGCUGACAGCAAAGACUUAAUGAGGAAACUUCCAAAAUUUAUGUAUGAUGAAGAAAAAGCUCUGGAGAGGACCCGCAAGAAGCUAACUGAGAAAAUAGCUCAGCUGAAUUCUGCCAUAGAUGGUGUUUCUCCACAGUUGCGGCCAGAUGCAGAACCAAGUGAAUCUGCAGUGGACAAGGAGGACAUUGAAGUUUCCGUAUAAUUAAUCAUUUCACGAUACUUGAGCACAAAUUAUCAUCUCUUUUUCCUAGUCAAGAAAAUAUGAACUUCGGUUAUUGGAUUUAAGUUUAUCACAUUUAACUAUUUCCUUUUAUAAUGGUUCAUUGUAUACGUACAACAUAUAAUAUAUCUGGUGAGAACUCUUGGCUAUUGUAAGAAACAAAAGUAAGUUAAUGACCACAUAAAUCAUGAUCACUUUAACAAGUUGUGUAUAUUUA
Cajanus cajan (pigeon pea) is the source of this 889-nucleotide messenger RNA. RefSeq lists its product as uncharacterized. NCBI's taxonomy places the organism in Eukaryota, Viridiplantae, Streptophyta, Magnoliopsida, Fabales, Fabaceae. Gene Ontology annotation, cellular component: chloroplast inner membrane; chloroplast thylakoid membrane. The record is from RefSeq and is a predicted model, not a curated record.